This is a messenger RNA of Trichoderma gamsii, 822 nucleotides long. Its product is annotated as arylesterase. Lineage: Eukaryota; Fungi; Ascomycota; Sordariomycetes; Hypocreales; Hypocreaceae. The transcript is spliced from 2 exons. The record is from RefSeq and is a predicted model, not a curated record. The coding region runs from base 1 to 822 and encodes 273 amino acids.
AUGGCCGACAUCCCAUCCCCAAGACGUACUGUCCUCCUCAUCCAUGGUCUCUGGAUGACUCCUCUCUCAUGGGAAAAUUGGAUCCGUCAUCUCGAGGCAAAAGGAUUUAAUGUCUUGGCUCCCGGCUGGCCUGGCGUUGACGACCGGACACCUCAGCAAAUCCGUGAGGACCCAAAGCCGAUGGCUAAUAAGAGCAUUGAUGAAAUCUGCGACCAUUAUACAGCCAUCAUCACGCGUCUCUCAGAGCCACCGAUAAUAGUAGGCCACAGUUUUGGUGGAUUGUUUGUUCAGAUUCUCCUCUCUCGUGGCCUCGGAGCUGUGGGUAUUGCCAUCUGCCCUGCCAAUCCGGCCGGCGUGUUUGCCCUGCCUCUCAGCACAGUCAAGGCAACGCUGCCAGUUCUUUCCAACCCUUUCGACUUUGAAAGCACAGUCAAGAUUACAGAGUCUGAAUUUCGCUACUAUUUUGGCAAUACCAUGUCUGAAGAAGAGAGUAAAGCUUUAUACGAACGAUACGCCAUUCCGAGCAUUGCACACGUUCUUUGGCAAGGUGCAAUAGGUGGUCUUGUACACCCAAAAGGCGUAUUGCAUGUGGAUUUUAACAAAGAUGAUCGCGCGCCUCUUCUUCUUAUUUCUGGAUCCAAGGAUCACGUUGUGCCACCGCAAACUGUGAAGAAAGAAUACAAAGCGUAUCAAAAGGGAAGUGGCUUAGUGGAGUACAAAGAAUUUCAAGGACGAUCGCAUGGUAUCGUCAGCCAGGAAGGAUGGGAAGAUGUUUUGGACUAUGCUCUCGUAUUUGUGGAGAAACACUGGCCUAAUGCUUGA